Molecule: messenger RNA, 720 nt
Organism: Fusarium pseudograminearum CS3096
Lineage: Eukaryota; Fungi; Ascomycota; Sordariomycetes; Hypocreales; Nectriaceae
Exons: 1
Coding region: 1-720 (239 amino acids)
Molecular function (GO): acyltransferase activity, transferring groups other than amino-acyl groups
Source: RefSeq, a predicted model, not a curated record
AUGGCCACCACGGAAGAUAUCCGCAUCGAACCCAUCACCAAUCCAGCUGAUUUUGAAGGCUGUUUCAGAGCCCAAGCCAACGCCUUUGGCCAGCAAGUCAACGAUGCAGUCUGGAUCGCCUUCAACCCAGGCUGGGACACACCCGAAGGCGAAAAAGCUUGCGUUCAGCGUCUAGUUGACCGGUUUAACUCUGUUACUCAAAACCGCGACGGGAAACCCAACAUUGUCUAUAUCAAAGCCACCGUAAACGGCACCAUCGCUGGAAUGGCAAUCUGGCAUCAGUUCUCUGUUGUGGAAGGCUGGGGCGAUGAACCUGGUGAUAUCACAAAAGGUUCCUUUUUGGAGGAUUUGUAUCCUGGGAAUAAAACUGAGCAAAGGUUUCUUGCGCAGGCGGAUAAAUCGCUGUUUGGGCGUCGGGGCGAGAUCAUCAGGGAGAAAGCUACCGCUUCGCCCCCAGCGGUCUUUGUUAUGGAUGUUUGCGCCGUGGAUCCCAAAUUUCAGAGAAGAGGUCUUGCGACGAAGUUGGUCCAGUGGGGACUUGAUGAGGCUGUGAAGAGAGGAAAUCUUGAGUGCGUCACUGAGGGAUCUAGUAUGGGACGUUUGGUGUACUUGCAGCAAGGGUUCAAACCAGAUGGUGAAGAGACGGUUUAUGAGAUGGAUGAGGAAUUCAAGGAUAGGGAGAUGCCUUCGAACCUUGUUCUAAGGACUGGUGGACAAUAG